This is a messenger RNA of Drosophila novamexicana, 960 nucleotides long. RefSeq names its product short coiled-coil protein. The coding region runs from base 418 to 825 and encodes 135 amino acids. The transcript is spliced from 2 exons. Lineage: Eukaryota; Metazoa; Arthropoda; Insecta; Diptera; Drosophilidae. The record is from RefSeq and is a predicted model, not a curated record. Gene Ontology annotation, cellular component: trans-Golgi network.
CUUAAGUAAGCUAACACUUCAUUUUUUUUUAGAAGUCUUGAACUUAACGGAGCUAUAAAAUGCAAAUCGGCGACUAUAGUUGUAAAUGUACCGAUUUACUGUUCUAGCCCCUUCAAAACGCAAUGAAAUGAUCAGAAGUAUUAGUAGAAUAUUUAUAUUAUUCAAACCAAAUAAAAUUAACUUUUUAAUAUUCUAUAAAAUAUUGUAGUCGCAGAUUUAAAUUCUUACAUGUUAGCAAUCAUGCUUCUUCUUUCAAUUCAUACUUAAAUGUUUGAGUGUUGAAAAAUGACCCAAAGUUAGUGUGAAACAGCGCGUAUUUAACCAAAAAGUGGUAGUUUAGUUUUCCGUGUAAUUUCUUGUAAAAAAUAAAAAUUAAAGUUAAUUAAACGUUGCCCCGUUGAAAGCAGAUAAUUAAGCAUGUCAAUAAUUAACAACGAUGACAAUAUAAUGGCGAUUGAUGAAGAUCCGCAGGUUAUUAUCAACGAAGAUGAACCCUCAACUACUCAAAACAUCGCGAAUGGUCGGUCUAUGGACUCGCUGCGCUCUUCGUUUACCAAUCACAGCUCAACGCCGGAUUCCUCCCACAAUUCACUUGACACGCUGGACGUGGGACCCGAUGACGUACAGGAGAAAUCUCGGUUAAUUACCCAAGUCUUGGAGUUGCAAAACACACUGGAUGAUUUGUCGCAGCGGGUGGACUCUGUAAAGGAGGAGAAUCUUAAAUUGCGUUCUGAGAAUCAAGUGCUUGGCCAAUAUAUUGAGAAUCUAAUGUCCGCCUCCUCGGUCUUCCAAUCGACCAGCCCGAGUGCAUCGAAAAAGAAGUAGAAGAUGGACGUGACCCACUCUCAAUAUAUGCCUUGUCAUUUUUACAUUAAUGCUUGUGUUAAUGCUGCAAAUUAAUUGGUGUUUGCUAGUCUGUCGAAUUUGUGCACAAUAUUUUUUAUUAUUAGUUAGAACAUA